AUGAGGUGGGCGUGGCCGCGGCUGGGCGGGGCGCGGGCUGGCCCCCGGGCGUGCCCGCCCAGCGGUGGCGCGCAAUUCGCCGCGGUCUCCUGCCGCUCAGUCGGCCUCACGACGCGACGACAGCUGCUCAUCCCCGCGCGGCCUCAGCGCUCCGCUCGCUCGGCGGAAACCCAACUUCGCGCGCUUCCGGUGCGAUUUCCCGCUCGAUCUGGUUUCCGCUCGCGGUUUGUUUGUGGUACAGUUGCAAGACAAACUUUCAGGAAGAGCUACAGCUUCCCUUCAACAACGUCGCACCACCGCACGCACGCUAGACAAAUUCCAGCGAUUGUUGCACCUAUCGCUUGCGUGGGGCUCGCGGGCACGAAAGGUUUUAGCGGCGGCAUUAAAAACCAGAUGAGAUGUGAAAAGCGUUUCCCGCAAAUGAUGCUAAAUGAUCGCUUCAAACGGGCGUCGGUGCCGCGCGGUCUCUACGGUCUC
Messenger RNA from Iphiclides podalirius (scarce swallowtail), 477 nucleotides. Lineage: Eukaryota; Metazoa; Arthropoda; Insecta; Lepidoptera; Papilionidae. The record is from the annotation of a GenBank genome assembly.